Molecule: messenger RNA, 756 nt
Organism: Aspergillus melleus
Lineage: Eukaryota; Fungi; Ascomycota; Eurotiomycetes; Eurotiales; Aspergillaceae
Exons: 2
Coding region: 1-756 (251 amino acids)
Molecular function (GO): FMN binding
Source: RefSeq, a predicted model, not a curated record
AUGCCCUCCCCUGCUCCCUGGCGCUCCCCAUUCGAAUCCCACCUCAACACCAACUCCUCCACCUCAUUCACACUCUCCACGAUCGCCUUCGACACCCAAAACCGACCCGUCCCGCGCGCCCGAACCUGCGAAUUCCGCGGCUUCUGGCCCACCCCCAAACUCCACCCUAGCGCCAUCGACGCCCUCAACGACCAAGAUGUCGGUCUGAACCCCUCUGUCUGCGUCAGCGACUGUAUCUCCGCGACGACGGAUGUCCGGAUGGAGAAGGUCGAGCAGCUGCGCGCGUCGGGCGGGGUGGUCGAGUGUGUGUUCUGGCUGGCGGACGUGAAGACGCAGUGGCGGGUUCGUGGGACUGCGCAUAUCAUUGGGGAUCCGGAGGGUGGGGAAGAGGAAGAUGAGGCGAGGAAGAAGGUGCUUGAGGUUUCGGAAUUUACCGGGGAUGCGAAGGGGUGGGAUGUUGAGAGGCAGGUGACGGCUUAUUUUGCGAAUCAUUCGCCGGUUAUGAGAGGAUCAUUCAAAAACCCAACCCCCGGUCAACCCAAACCCAAAUCAAACGCGGAGCAGGAAGAAUCCAAACUCGGCCAGAAAGUGACCCAGCUGGAUGACCCCGCCGCGCGGGCGAAUUUCCGCGUCAUGGUAAUUGCGCCAAACGAGGUAGAAAGUCUGAAUAUUGAAACGAUGGAGCGCAAGAAGUGGACGUUGGAAGGCGGAGUGCAGUCGCAGAAAACAUGGAAAGAGGUGGAGUUGUGGCCGUAG